CAGUGAGAAAGAAAACAUUUUUAUGUUAUCGUCAAAAUCCAAUUGAAACAAAAUAAAAAGAUGGGUUCUUUAACUCAAGCGUGCUCUUCUUCUUCUUCUCUGGCGAAGAGUGUGUUUUCAUUGGCUUCUUCAUCGCCGUUUUUCUUCACGAGCGGGCACACCAAAAUCACUCGCCACUAUAGCAGCAGCUUCUUCAGAGCAUCCACCUCACCGUUGGCGUCAGUUUGUGUCGAUUCAAAGGAAGUGAGAAGCACUGAUUUGGUGGACUUGGAGUAUGCAGAGCUUAACCUCAAGUACAAGAUAUCUGAAGAAGUGGGUCAUGUAAGAAUCAGACAGCAUGUUAACCCUCUCAGUUCCUCUUUCUCCACUCCAGCUCCAGUUCCGGCUUGGGAGGAAGUGUAUAAGGAUCCAUCGCUACCUCUUAUGGUUGAUAUUGGAAGUGGUAGUGGCAGAUUCCUCCUGUGGCUAGCCAAGAAGAAUGCUGAGUCAGGCAACUACUUGGGGUUGGAGAUACGCCAGAAACUGGUCAAGCGUGCUAACUUUUGGGUUAACGAGCUGGGACUUUCUAACGCACACUUCAUUUUUGCAAAUGCCAUGGUUUCAUUUGAUCAGCUUAUAUCAAGCUAUCCUGGACCGUUGGAGUUUGUCUCAAUCUUGUGUCCGGAUCCACAUUUCAAGAAACGCCAUCACAAGAGACGUGUUGUGCAAAAGCCUUUGGUAGAUUCCAUUCUACAAAACCUGAAACCUGGCGGAAAGAUCUUUGUGCAGUCAGAUGUGCUCGACGUAGCUCAGGACAUGAGAGAUCAGUUAGACGAGGAAGCAAAGGUUCUUGAACAUGUGGACACAGUUGAUACAGAGGAAGGUUGGUUAAGAGAAAACCCAAUGGGUAUACGAACUGAACGAGAGAUUCACGCUGAACUCGAAGGUGCAAGGAUCUACAGAAGACUAUACCAGAAGAAGAUAUUGAUUGAUAGUCUUCAAUAAACAGUCAACGUGUAAUUGAGAAAGCUGGAGCUUAAAUUUUUCCAUGUUCUAGAUUAGUUAAUGAUUUAUUUGCAGAAAGACCCAUAAAUAUUCAGUUUUAUCACAAUUUAAGUACAAUAUAAGAAAUAUGUAGUGGAUUAUGCGAGUGAAGUUUGACUAGACAGUCUAGAAUCAGAUCCUUUCAUAAUAUAUAAUUCUUGGAUUUUUAUUUCUUUCUUCAUGAGUAAGAUUUUAAAUAUUCAUAAUUGGUUCAGUCUUCAGACAAAACAACAACAAAAUGGCAUAUACUUAGGUCAGUGUAAUUAAUAUACAUUAUCUUGAAGAAUUUUGUGAAAAAAUAAGUAAAAGGAAACGCGUUGCGUGGAAACUACGGCUCGUUCUUGAUCAGCAGCAUCUCAAGCGUUUCCUCUGCUUCUUUGUGGUCGACUAGUCUGAGGUCUAAGUUUGAAGAAGAAAAUGGGGGAGGAUCAGCGUAAUCACAGCGACAAAGGAUUCUUCCACCACUUAGCAGGAUAUGCAAGUGGACGCUACCGACCUCACGGUCAUCAUGGUUAUAAUAAUCACGGUCAUCAUGGCUAUGGAGUUCCUUAUGCAUAUCCUGCUCCUCCUCCUCCGUAUGGUUAUCCACCUGUUGCUUAUCCUCCACAUGGUGGUUAUCCUCCACCCGGUUAUCCUCCACCCGGUUAUCCACCUCACGGUUAUCCCGGACACCACCACCACGGAGGUAUAGGAGGGAUGAUAGCGGGUGUGGCAGCUGCAGCAGUUGGUUCUCACCACCAUGGACACUAUGGUCACCAUCACGGUCACGGCUAUGGGUACGGGUAUUACAAACACGGUAAGUUCAAGCACGGAAAAUUCGGGAAACGCUGGAAGCAUGGCAUGUUUGGGAAGCACAAGGGAAAAUUCUUCAAGAAAUGGAAGUGAUUUGUUUCCUGAAAAAGAUAUAAUCCAAUUCAGAGACCAUACAUUAUCAUUAUGCAACAACAAUAAAUAAUUAAGUCUCUGAAAAUGUUACAUACUUAUUGUGAGCCUUAUAAGAGGCUAGAAUGUCAUAAUCAUUCUUUCUUGGUUUGGUAUUAUCAAGCUUUUUCUUUGUUUUACAUUGUCAUGUAUAAAGUUUGUUUCAUUUGGUA
Molecule: messenger RNA, 2117 nt
Organism: Brassica napus (rape)
Lineage: Eukaryota; Viridiplantae; Streptophyta; Magnoliopsida; Brassicales; Brassicaceae
Product: tRNA (guanine-N(7)-)-methyltransferase
Exons: 10
Coding region: 61-984 (307 amino acids)
Biological process (GO): RNA (guanine-N7)-methylation; tRNA methylation
Cellular component (GO): tRNA methyltransferase complex
Molecular function (GO): tRNA (guanine(46)-N7)-methyltransferase activity
Source: RefSeq, a predicted model, not a curated record